AUGUUUAUCAGAAUCUUUGGGGAACAAUAUUUAAUUUUUUUGGUAAGGAAAUAAAACAAAAUAUUUCUAGAGCCUUCUAGGUAGUUUCUUUAGCUUCACUUCUAGCAGUCAGAAGGACCUACCAACUCAGUGCAUUUAAUUGCAUUGGCUUUUACUGCUUAGGAAGGUGAGGCAUCUUAAAGUUUCAUAUCUGGAGUUAAUGUUGGCAUUUGAUAACCUUAAAAGUUACAGGGUACCAAGAAUGAUUGAUGAUUCAAAACCUGGCAAGUUAUAUAACUUAAGUGGUAUAUGAAGCCCUUUUGUUAUCUUUAAAAAAAUUAGAAUUUUCUCUUCACUAGAGAUGAAUUUCCUGACUCUUAGAACAUCAUCAUUUUCAGCUACAUUAAUAAUUACUGGUAAGAGGCAGAAAAUAAAAUUUUGAAAUGAAACUCAGAAAUUUCUAGAUGAGAAAUUUAUUUUCAAAUGCUAAUCAAUAUAUACAGAUUAUUUGGGUAUAUGUUGUUAUUUAUAGCAUUGAUGUUUAACAAGUGCUCUUAAAAUAACCUAGUUUCCUGUUUUGUGAAGACAAAAUUUUGCACCAAAGGUAACUUUAGGGGUGUUUGGCAGUGAAUUUCUUUUGUAAACAAGAAAAACAUCUUCUCUUGCGGCUCUCAUUUCUAUGUAUUCACAUGCUUAUAAAUGAUAGCAAAAGAAGCAACAGCUAAUGGAGUAAUGUCUGAAGUGAAAGGGCAGAAAAGUGAGCACAUUUAGUAUUUAUGUGGUAUUACUAUUCUGUGUUUUCACCAGUGCUAAAAAGUUACCCGGAGUACCUGAACCCCUUUCCUUUCAUUGAUCAUUAGUGUCAGUCAGUAUGUUAUAGAGUGCAUGAAUUUCUUCUAUAUGUUGGUAUGAAUUUCCCACUGCUGGAUUUCUCAGCAGACACCCAAACUUAAUUUCUCUUUUGUGAACUAAAACUUGUAACUGAGGUAUGGCAUUUCAUUUUAAUUAACAUUAUUAUCCUAUGCAGUGAAAAGGUGAAUGGAUCACUCUGAAUGCUGCUAGUUGCCCCUGAUACAAGUAUUUUCUUAGCUUGACCAGUCAUCCAUCCACUUAUUUUACAUUUCACACAUCCUUGUGUGUUCUACCUGAUAAUGCCAAGGAAUGCUUUCCUUUGAAAGUAUUCAAUUAACAAACGCAUUCACCUUGAAUUUUAAACUUUUGUACCACAAUCUUUUUUUCCUCCUUUAAAAAUGACACAUUCUCUUAUUAAGAUUAUUCAUUGUUUUAGCACAACUCUUUUUUGCAAAACUAUCAUUUUCCAUCAUGUUCCAUUUGAUGGUACAUUAUCUUAAACCUGUACGUUUCAGGGUUGCUAAAGGCAAAAGAUGACAAUAUUGGUUAAUAUUGAGAAUAGGUAAAAAUGGGCAGUCAACAAAAAAAAGUAAAAUUUGACUUUAAAUCUUUUGAAUAUCUAAUAUUAAUAUGCAUUUUUUCACACCAGUCAUAGAAAUCCAAGUACUGUUUUAUGUUACUGAUCUUUAAGUUGUUUCAUGUGUCACAGUGAGAGUGGUAAAAUUUUUUUUAUAGUUGUAUGAAGUGAAAAGAGAAAUAAUAGUAUAUAUCACUAUAUGAUAAAACUAAAAUAUCUCUGGGUUAAUAGCUUGCUAGUUUAGACUGCAUUUGAUUUUAUUUUACAGUGGCUUUUAAAGUUUGUGUUUUUUUGUUUUGGAAUUCUGGUAAAUGUGAACAACAAUUCAUAUGCAUAUAGGUGUAAAAAAGAUAUUUUUAAAGAUAUGCUGUGUAAAUAUGUCCAAUGGAGACAAGUAGCAAGUUUUAAUUGCUUUCUGCAGUUUAAGUCACUGGCUCUGUUGAAUACUUAAAUGAAGCAUCAGGAAAGAAAACAAUUUGUAUUUGUAUAUACUUGCCUUGAGAGUGUUGCAGGAUUUAGCAGUUCUCAAUGACGAUUAUUACUUUUAAAAAGGAAAAAAAAGAAAGUAGUGAGGGGAUAGGAAGUUUUGGUAUGUGGGAAGGGAAAGGAAAAAUUACUUUCUAAAUUGUGUUGAAGUUACCAUUUAUUUUGUUUUAGGCCUAUUUGCAUAGCACAUUCUAAAGAAUGGUGAAAGGUAAUAAUUUGUGGUGAAAAUAUUAGUAUCCUUACUUAACACAUUGCUGGGUGGUUUAACUAUUAAUCAGAGAGAGAGUGGAGAAUAAAGAAUUAGAGCUGGGGAUUAAAUAGGUUUUAGCAUGAUGGCUUUGCCACAGAAAAGCUAUGAAAUGGGUGAGUCAUUUAAUGUUUUCAGGCCUCAGAAGUAGUGUUACUUCGAAAGUGAGCUUUUAUUUUCAAAUGCAUUGAGUAUCAGGGUGCACAGAACUUAGGGCUGGGAGGAUGUCCCUUAUGAUUUUUUGAGCUUGGCAUUUAAUAUUUUACAGCAAAGUUUUUAGUCUAACAUAAUUGAACUUGUACUAGAUAGGGUUAAUAGGCUAGAACAAAAGGUCAAAGCAUAAGGCAUUAGGCUUAAUUAAGGGAGAGCAGGAGUGGCAGGAGUGUGUGACAGUUAAAUGGGUUUCCCACAGACUAAUGUCGGUUACAGUGCAACCAUGCCUCAACUUAAGUGGGUUAUUUUGUGCAAAGGGCAGCAGUGAUUAGCAGUUUGACAUGCCAGACACUUCUGGCCAAUCCCAUCUGUUUUAGAGGUUAAAAAAGCACACCUUUAUGAGCUGAUGGAUUGAUUUGUGUGCCCGUCUGGUAAAGAUUAGAAGUCCAAGGCCAAUGCAGUAAAUGUCAGUUACAGAAUAUUGUGCUUUCUUGGUUGGCUCAUUGUUUUAACCGUCAACUGUUUUAUAAUGGGGGAUAACUGCUGUUUAUGGAGUUGAAUGCAAGAUGGGUGGGGGAACAGGUGAGGGAAGAGGAAAAAUAUUUCCUACAUGGAAUUGUGAAUUAACAUAUUCUGUAGCAGGUGUUUCAAAUUUUAUGGCAUGUUUCUGACCUGUUCCUUACAGUUUGAGUCACAUUGUUCUUUUCUGAGUGUUAGCUCAGCAACACUGUCAGUCCAGAAUUUAAUUCUGCAUACAGAAUUGGUAGGUUUCUUUAUUUAGGCACCUCUUUUUCAGGCAGAUGGAUAAUUUAUCUCCUAUUAUUAUAUAUAUUUUUAAAAGUGUAAUGUUUUGUUCAUUGACCUCCUCAGGAAGGGAAAAGAGAAAAGAAAAGAGGAAAUGAAGAGAGCCAUAGACACACAGAUACACAUAUACACACACACACUUAUGUUCUUUUAUGUGGGCAGUCAGGUGCAGCCACAAAAGAGACACAGGAGAGACUCAGGACAAUUGUUUAUGUAGUUUAUUAUACUCAUCAGUCCUAGAAGGCCAUACGAUGCAGGACCACGUGAGAAAGGAUCAGCAUUGGUCAGGAGGCUAACGGGGCAGGAAGUAGGAAGUAAAAGCCUAGGCUGUGGCCUUCAUUGAAAUUUCUGUGGAAAAGGCAAGGCAGAGCAGGGUAAGCAGGUUUAGGAUUGGCUAGUUCAAAUAAGCUAUAGGUAUAUAAUAAUAUUAAUAAUACGCUAUAGGUAUAUAAUAAUAAUAAGUUUUGAAUAAGCUGUAAGUAUAUAAGCUCUAAACUGUAAGAGUAGUCCCUAGUUUGCCUGGUACCUGGCCCUGGGAUAAUAAAGGCAGAGAAAUAUUGCCUCCUAGGUUGUGUGUGCCAGUGAGAGGAGUUAUGGGUCUGGAUUGGUUAAUUUGCGUAUCAGAGGCAUCCUCUGGCUUUGCCAUAUCUAAGAAUUGACUAGCUCCUGGAAGGGUAGUGUCUCCCCAGCCAGAAAGGUUUUUAAGAAGUCAUAAUAUACAGAAAAUCAUUUUUAAGAAGUCGUUUUUAAGAAUCGUUUUUAAGAAGGUUUUUAAGAAGUCAUAAUAUACAGAAACCUCAUAAUAUACAGAAAAUAAGAAAUAUAAAUUAUGCACAUACAUAUAUACUUGUUCUGCCCAUAGAAUUUAAUGUAAUCACCUGAGAUUGAAGUGUGACUAAACCUAGAUUCCAACCUGUUUCUUUCUUCAUUGAAAGCUGUAAGUGAUGCCAUUAAUAUAGUUUGUUUUCAGUUCAAAAUUGUAGCCCAUUUAAAGAUAACACAAAGACUAAGUUGUAGUUAUAAAAAUUGGCUUCAACAUAUUCUAAUAGCCAAGGAAAGGAAAAAAAUCCUAAUUUUAUGGAGAUGAAAUAGAUUCAGAUAUUGUUGUCAUAAUCAAUAAGUUUGGGAACAUAAAACAUUCAGUCUUUUAGGGUGGGCAGAGGGAAGUGUUUGAGAGAAACAAAAAGUUAUCUCUAUCGGAAGAUUAUCUUCAACCUGAAGUUUGAAUUCAAAUAAAAAUAUAACGAAGAAUAUGUAAAUGACAUUGGAAGAUUCUGAUUGAUGUCAUCUUCUCGUAUUCUUGUCAAAGAAUGUGAGCCAUGAAUUGCCUGUUACAUAGUUACACAGAUUGUGUAUUUCAAGUCUGGCCCUGAAUUGCUUCUUAUAGAAAAAAAUAAAGUAUCCUAAGGAAAUGUGAUCACUGAAAGUUAUAUUGUAAAUGAUAAUAGUAAUUAGUAUUUUAUGAAUUGGAGUGUUUGGAUUGUGAGCUAUUUCAGAACUCUGUUCUUAGGACCCGUGAUUUUAACAUUUGGGAGAAACACAUCCAGAAGAUGCACACUUGACUGAAGGAGGAGGGGGAAUCUGAAGACUCCAGAUGACAUCAAAGCUACUUUUCAACAGCCUUCUCAAUUUCCUUUCUCAGAAAGCAGAGGCUCAAACCUUGGAGACAGACGAACACUGAUAUUUGCAUUUCAUGGAGAACAAAAGAUGAAGAAGGAAAAGCAGUAUAUUCACUAAGGAUCAUAUCUGCUUACUGCUACAGCCUUGUGUUUUAAGGGAUUCUUCUGCUCCUUCUUACUUAGAAGUUGAUCAGCUCUGUGGUCAGACAGCAUUGGAGUUUGCCUGCCUUUAUCUUGUCAUUGCCAGAAGAAAUCCUGGUCGGAAUGUAACAGUACAUCUCUAUCUGAUUGCUAUGGAAGGUGAUAAACUGACACUCACUUAUUAAAGUUACACCUCAUUCACUCAUAGAAAACCAUUCUUUAAAGUGAAUAAAAACCAAGCCCUUGCGAACACUUCUAUUGAACAUGACUCAUGGAGAAGAGCUUGGCUCUGAUGUGCACCAGGAUUCUAUUGUUUUAACUUACCUAGAAGGAUUACUAAUGCAUCAGGCAGCAGGGGGAUCAGGCACUGCCGUUGACAAAAAGUCUGCUGGGCAUAAUGAAGAAGAUCAGAACAUUUCUGGCAGUGCAUUUCCCACCUGUCAAAGUAAUGGUCCAGUUCUCAAUACACACACAUACCAGGGAUCUGGCAUGCUGCAUCUCAAAAAAGCAAGACUGUUGCAGUCUUCUGAGGACUGGAAUGCAGCAAAGCGGAAGAGGCUGUCUGAUUCUAUCGUAAAUUUAAACGUAAAGAAGGAAGCUUUGCUAGCUGGCAUGGUUGACAAUGUGCCUAAAGGCAAACAGGAUAGCACAUUACUGGCCUCUUUGCUUCAGUCAUUCAGCUCUAGGCUGCAGACUGUUGCUCUGUCACAACAAAUUAGGCAGAGCCUCAAGGAGCAAGGAUAUGCCCUCAGUCAUGAUUCUUUAAAAGUGGAAAAGGAUUUAAGGUGCUAUGGUGUUGCAUCAAGUCACUUAAAAACUCUGUUGAAGAAAAGUAAGGCUAAAGAUCAAAAGCCUGAUACCAGUCUUCCUGAGGUAACUAAAAAUCUCAUCAGAGAUAGGUUUGUAGAGUCACCUCACCAUGUUGGACAAAGUGGAACAAAGGUCAUGAGUGAACCCUUGUCAUGUGCUGCAAGAUUACAGGCUGUUGCAAGCAUGGUGGAAAAAAGAGCUAGUCCUGCCACCUCCCCUAAACCUAGUGUUGCUUGUAGCCAAUUAGCAUUACUCCUUUCAAGUGAAGCCCAUUUGCAGCAGUAUUCGCGGGAACAUGCUUUAAAAACACAAAAUGCAAAUCAAGCAGCAAGUGAAAGACUUGCUGCUAUGGCCAGAUUGCAAGAAAAUGGCCAGAAGGAUGUUGGCAGUUUCCAGCUCUCAAAAGGAAUGUCAGGCCAUCUUAAUGGUCAGGCGAGAACAUCAUCAAGCAGACUAAUGGCCAGCAAAAGCAAUGCUACAACAUUUCAAAACCCAGUGGGUAUUGUUCCUUCCUCUCCCAAAAAUGCAGGCUAUAAGAACUCACUGGACAAAAACAAUAUAAAACAAGCUGCUAAUAAUAGUUUGCUUUUACAUCUUCUUAAAAGCCAGACUAUACCUAAGCCAAUGAAUGGACACAGUCAUAGUGAGAGAGGAAGCAUUUUUGAGGAUAGUAGUACACCUACAACUGUUGAUGAAUAUUCCGAUAACAAUCCUAGCUUUACAGAUGACAGCAGUGGUGAUGAAAGUUCCUAUUCCAACUGUGUUCCCAUAGACUUGUCUUGCAAACACCGAAUUGAAAAACCAGAAUCUGACCAACCUGUUUCUCUAGAUAACUUAACUCAGUCCUUGCUAAAUACUUGGGAUCCGAAAGUCCCAGAUGUAGAUAGCAAAGAAGAUCAAGAUACCUCAAAUAAUUCUAAGCUGAAUUCACACCAGAAAGUAACACUUCUUCAAUUGCUACUAGGCCAUAAGAAUGAAGGAAAUGUUGAAAAAAAUGCCAGCCCUCAGGGAGUACACUGCGAUGUGACAAAGUUCAAUACACAAAAUUACACAAGGACUUCUGUAAUAGAAAGCCCCAGUGCAAAUCGGACUACUCCAGUGAGCACUCCACCAUUACUUACAUCAGCCAAAGCAGAGUCUCCCAUCAAUCUCUCUCAGCACUCUCUGGUCAUCAAAUGGAAUUCCCCACCAUAUGCCUGCAGUACUCAGUCUGAAAAGCCAACGAAUACUGCCUCUAACCAUUCAAUGGACCUUACUAAAAGCAAAGAAUCGCAAGGAGAGAAACCAGCCCCAAAUGAAGGUGCACAAAACUCUGCAACUUUUAGUGCCAGUAAGCUGUUACAAAAUUUAGCGCAAUGUGGAAUGCAGUCUUCCAUGUCGGUGGAAGAGCAGAGAGCCAGCAAACAGAUGUUAAGUGUAAACACAGAUAAACCUGUAGGUAUGAUUGAUAGAUUAAAUAGCCCUCUGUUGUCAAAUAAAACAAAUGCAGUUGAAGAAAACAAAGCGUUCAGUAGUCAACCAAUAGGUCCCGAACCAGGACUUUCUGGUUCUGAAAUAGAAAAUCUCCUUGAAAGACGUACAGUCCUCCAGUUGCUCCUGGGGAACCCCAACAAAGGUAAGAGUGAAAAGAAGGAGAAAAUUCCUCUAAGAGAUGAAAGUACUCAGGAACAUACAGAUAGAGCUUUAAGUGAACAAAUAUUGAUGGUGAAAAUAAAAUCUGAGCCUUGCGAUGACUUACAUAUUCAUAAUACAAAUAUGCACUUGAGCCAUGAUGCUAAGAGUGCCCCAUUCUUAGGUAUGGCUCCUACUGUGCAGAGAAGCACAGCUGCCUUACCAGUGUCUGAGGACUUUAAAUCGGAGCCAGUUUCACCUCAGGAUUUUUCUUUUUCAAAGAAUGGCCUGUUAAGUCGAUUGCUGAGACAAAAUCAAGAGAGUUACCUGGCAGAUGAUUCAGACAGAAGUCACAGAAAUAAUGAACUGACACUUCUAGAAUCAAAGAAUCUUUGCAUGGUCCCUAAGAAAAGGAAGCUUUAUACUGAGCCAUUAGAAAACCCAUUUAAAAAGAUGAAGAAUAACAUUGUUGACGCUGCAAACAAUUCCAGUGCUCCAGAAGUACUGUAUGGGCCCUUGCUCAACCAGGAAGAGCUGAAAUUUAGCAGAAAUGAUCUUGAAUUUAAAUACCCUGCUGGUCAUGGUUCAGCCAGUGAAAACGAACAUAGGAGUUGGGCCAGAGAGAGCAAAAGCUUCAAUGUGCUGAAACAGCUGCUUCUCUCAGAAAAUUGUGUGCGAGAUUUGUCCCCGCACAGAAGUAACUCUGUCAUCGACAGUAAAAAGAAAGGACACAAAAAUAAUGUGACCAAUAGCAAACCUGAAUUCAGCUUUUCUUCUUUAAAUGGACUGAUGUACAGUUCCACUCAGCCCAACAAUGUCAUGGAUAACAGGACAUUUUCAUACCCAGGAGUAUUAAAAACUCCCAUGAGUCCUCCUUUCCCUGAGCACUUGGGCUGUGCGGGGUCUAGACCAGAACCCGGGCAUUUGAAUGGGUGUUCCGUGCCCAGUGAGAAAGGACCCAUUAAGUGGGUUAUCACAGAUGUGGAUAAGAAUGAGUAUGAAAAAGACUCUCCAAGACUGACCAAAACUAACCCAAUACUGUAUUAUAUGCUCCAGAAAGGAGGCAAUUCUGUUACCAGUCGAGAAACACAGGACAGGGACAUUUGGAGGGAUCCGUCAUCUGCCGAAAGUGUCUCACAGGUUACAAUCAAGGAAGAGUUAGUUCCUGCUGCAGAAACUAAAGCUUCUUUCUUUAAUUUAAGAAGCCCUUACAAUAGCCAUAUGGGAAAUAAUGCUUCUCGCCCACACAGCGCAAAUGGAGAAGUUUAUGGACUUCUGGGAAACGUGCUAACAAUAAAAAAAGAAUCAGAAUAAAAUGUACCUGCCAUCCAGCUUUGGAUCUUUUUAAAACUAAUUAGUAUGAACUUGAGAUCUGUAUAAAUAAGAGCAUGAUUUGAGAAAAGCAUGGUAUAAUUGAAACUUUUUUCAUUUUGAAAAGUAUUGGUUACUGGUGAUGUUUAAAUAUGCAUACUGAUUUUUGCUUAACAUUAGAUGUCAUGAGGAAACUACUGAACUAGCAAUUGGUUGUUCAACACUUCUGUAUGCAUCAGAUAACAACUGUGAGUAGCCUAUGAAUGAAAUUCUUUUAUAAUCAUAAAUAAUAGGCAUAAAUUAAAAUGUAAAACUCCAUCCAUAGUGGAUUAAUGCAUUUUGCUGCCUUUAUUAGGGUACUUUAUUUUGCUUUUCAUAAGUCAGCCUACAUACCAUUUUUUAAAAUCCAAACUGUUAAAUAACUCUUUAAAGGAUAAUUAUUGAAUAAAAAACCCUAGUGCUGAUUUACAUCUCAUCCAAUUUAAAAAUAAAUUAGAAAAAUAUAUGCUUACAUUUUUCACUUUUGCUAAAAAACAUAUUUAUUUUUAACUCUUGGAAGGGAUUUUAUGGUUUCCAAUGUGUCUGCCCCACCCAGUCCUUUUCAAUAUAUAUUUCUUUAAACCUUGUACUACUUAAUAAAAAUUGAUUACAAUUGAGGGAAGUUUGAUAGAUCCUUAAAAAAAAAAAAGGCAGAUUUCCAUUUUUGUAUUUUAACUACUUUAUUAAAUUAAUACUUCUCCUUUUACAGAAUUAGGAAAGUUAAUAUUUAUCUUCAGGUGGUUUCCUGAAUAGUUAAAUAUUUAAGAAAUUGUUUUUAACAACAGAAACAAAAUGGCUUUUCUUUGGACAGUUUUCACCAUCUCUUGUAAAAGUUAAUUCUCACCAUUCCUCUGGUAGCUGCGAGUCACGACCAGGAUUCCUUAAAGCUGGACUCAGACCACUUGCAUUAGAAUCAUCUGGAGCAUUUGUUUUAAAAUGCAGAUUCACAGGCAUCUCAGAUCUACAGAACAAGAAUCUCUGCUAAGUGAACCUGAGAAUCUUCCAUCUGCAUCCUAACAUGCUCCAUAGGUGUUUCUUCUGCACACUGAAGUUUGAGAACCAUUGCUUAUGACUUUUCUCAGAACAUGGGACUGUAAAAAAAACUAUUUGAUGCCUAUAUUUUCCCCAGUACAGUCACACAUCAACUCAAAAUUUGCAAUAUUGUAGUUCGUAUUAUUACCGUUAUGUCUUUGAAAAUCGGGUUCAGAAUAACUUUUUAUGACAAAAAAAAAUUGGGUGGAGGGGACAACUUUCAUAACUGGCUCAACAUCUCAGGAAAAUCUGUGAUAAUUUAUGUGUUCUAAUGAGUAACAUCUACUUAAUUAGCCUUAGGGAUGGAAUAACAGGGCCACUUACCAAACUCAGGUGAUUCCAGGAUGGUUUAGAAACUUCUCCUGAAUACAUCCUUAACUUCUAUUAAAACCAUUGUCCUAAGAAUAAUGUUGACAAAGAUUAAAACAGUUCAAACCCAAGAAAGGCACUAAACUCAGAUUGACUAAACAAAAAAGUACAGAGGGCAAAUAUAGAUGACAGAAUUACACACAAUCACUUCAUCGGAUGUAUUAUUUUAAACUAGUGAUUAAAAGUAAACAUUGAUACUGUCUUAGAAGAACUUAAUAUAUUAUGAGCCACAUGGGAUUUUGAUCUUGAAACAAACCUGUUUUUAAGUUCAAUUUUUACAAGCCACAGUUCAUUCACCAGAUAAUAUUUUUGUUUUUAAUUUUGAACCAGAUUAGUAACUGACCUAUCAAAAAUUAUUAUAAUCACUUAAUUAGGAAAUUCAUUUAAAGUUAUUCUACUUGAAGUUGUUUCUAAGAUUUUUAUAUUAAAAGUGGGUGUUAUUUCCUAAUAUCUGAAACCCUAAAUGGCUUUUUUCCUCAAAAUGAUUUGUAAAUAAUUACUAGAGAUAUUAUACAAUAAUAGGAGUGAAUAUUAUGCUAGAUCAUGGAGAGGUGAAGGCAUAUGCUUCUUCAGACACAAAAUUCCACUGGCCAGUGAAUAUGUUCUAUUCCAUGUCCAUAAUGUGACAAUCUUAUUGUCGACACUGUAUAAGUAAGCUUUUAAGUCAUUUUUCUUGGUCAUUGUGAAAGGUCUGGAGCCUUAGAGGUAUGUCAGAAAAAAGUGUGGGUAUUCUCCACUGGUUAGGAGGAAAUGGGCUUUUUACAAGGGAGUGAAAUUUAGGUCAGGGAAAAGAACAUCAUGGGCCAGCAUUACUAUUUUUUGUUUUGUUUUUUGGUUGGUUAUUUUUGUUAUCAGUUAAGGAAAUGAGAAUAUGUAAUACUUAUAUAAAUGUGACCACAAAGAAUGCAGUUCUGAUUUACUAGAGAAUGCCCCCAAUUUGAGUUUAGGAUGAUUUUAAAGAAUAGCAGUAAGAAAGGGCAUACAUCCACAAAUUCACUUUGUUUAUGCAUAUGUAGAUACAAGGAUGCACAUAUACACAUUUUCAAGGACUAUUUUAGAUACCUAGACAAUUUCUUCCUAAUAAAGUCAUUUGUGAAAGGGUACUACAGUUCUCAUUGGCAUCAGUAAGGUAGCAUUCGUUACCUGUUUAUUCUCUGCUGCAUCUUACAGAAGAGUAAACUGGUGAGAGAAUAUAUUUUAUAUAUAUAUAUAUAUAUAAAAUGUAUAUAUAUAUAUUGACUUGUUACAUGAAGAUGUUAAAAUCGGUUUUUAAAGGUGAUGUAAAUAGUGAUUUCCUUAAUGAAAAAUACAUAUUUUGUAUUGUUCUAAUGCAACAGAAAAAAGCCUUUUAAUCUCUUUGGUUCCUGUAUAUUCCAUGUAUAAGUGUAAAUAUAAUCAGACAGGUUUAAAAAUUGUGCAUGUAUGUAUACAGUUGCAAGUCUGGACAAAUGUAUAGAAUAACCUUUUAUUUAAGUUGUGAUUACCUGCUGCAUGAAAAGUGCAUGGGGGACCCUGUGCAUCUGUGCAUUUGGCAAAACGUCUUAACAAAUCAGAUCAGAUGUUCAUCCCAACAUGACAGUUUUCCAUUUCUGGACAUGACUUCUGUGGUUUAAGCUUUGUGGAAGAAUGUGCUUUGAAUUCAAGGGUUUUAAUUUUUUUUUUAAAUCAAGUCAACCACUUUUCAAUAUAAAGAAUUUACACAGCUACUUUCAUGAAUUUUUUAAUCCCAUUGGAAACAUACCAGAAGUAUUCUGGUAUUAGCAAAUACUGGAAUACAAGCACAUUACCAUUCAUAAUAAGAAUUCUGGGGUUUACACAACCAAUUUUGAUGCAAUCUGCUCAGUAAUAUAAUUUGUCAUUUUUAUUAGAAAUUUAAUUUCUUCAUGUAAUGUCAUGAAACUGUACAUACUGCAGUGUGAAUUUUUUUGUUUUGUUUUUUAAUCUUUUAGUGUUUACUUCCUGCAGUGAAUUUGAAUAAAUGAGAAAAAAUGCAUUGUC
Molecule: messenger RNA, 12028 nt
Organism: Microcebus murinus (gray mouse lemur)
Lineage: Eukaryota; Metazoa; Chordata; Mammalia; Primates; Cheirogaleidae
Source: RefSeq, a predicted model, not a curated record